Nezara viridula (southern green stink bug) is the source of this 6001-nucleotide messenger RNA. The record is from the annotation of a GenBank genome assembly. NCBI's taxonomy places the organism in Eukaryota, Metazoa, Arthropoda, Insecta, Hemiptera, Pentatomidae.
AUCGAUGGAAGUCACUGUUGCUGUUACCUUCAUAUUGUUUUACCUUUCUCUAGCAGUUGCUGAGCCGAUCGAUGUUCAAGCGGUUGAGAGCUGGUCAUCUAGACUCGGAGUUGAGUUAUGGAAUUUUGGAAAAGUUGUUACAAGAAAGCAGGAAAUGCAAGAUAGUUUUAAAGAUGCCAAAGUCACUUCUAGAGAAGGGCAAGAGCUUGUGUUUGAGAUAGCAAAAGAAAUAAAAAACAUGAUGGAAUUAAAAAUAAGUGCAGUGAGGCGUAUCAUGGAUACAGCUGAAAACUCUGCUAUGGCUUCACAAAUGCAAGAGCCUCGGUCAGAUUAUCAAUACUACAAUGCUAAAACUCUUGAUAGAAAUGACAGUAACCAAUUAGAGUUAAAAGAAAACAGUCACUUCUUCAAUAUAAAAGUGAACACUAGUUACAGUGCUGUACACGUCCCAACAAAUGUGUAUGACAGAUCUCCUGAUGUUUUGCGAGGUAUCAAAUGGUCAGCAAACCUUGAUGAAAUAUUCAUCAGUAACUACAAGCAAGAUCCCUCAUUGUCAUGGCAAUAUUUUGGAAGCUCCACUGGCUUUAUGAGACAGUUUCCUGCCAUGAAAUGGGAACAAGAACCGUCUGGGCCUGUGGAUUUAUUUGACUGUAGGACUAGAUCAUGGUAUAUAGAAGCAGCUACUAGUCCUAAGGAUAUCCUUGUUCUUGUUGACAAUUCUGGUUCUAUGAUGGGGCAAAGACGUGAAAUUGCUCGACAUGUUGUAAACAAUAUUUUAGACACAUUGGGCAGCAAUGACUUUGUCAAUGUUCUUACAUUCAUAAAAAAUGCUACUGGUGUUGUUCCUUGCUUUAGAGAAAGGCUUGUUCAGGCGAAUCUUGCUAAUAUUCGAGAGCUUAAGAUAGGAAUGGAGAACCUUGCAGCCGCUGCUAACAUAGCAAAUUUUUCAGUAGCUUUAACCACAGCAUUUCAGAUUUUAGAGACAUAUCGAAAUGAAAGGAGAGGAGCUGCUUGCAACCAGGCAAUUAUGUUAGUAACAGAUGGUGUUCCAUACAGCUUUGAAGAGAUUUUUAGGCAGUGGAAUUGGGAACGAGAUCCUGAAACACCAGUUCGUGUAUUCACAUAUCUUAUUGGAAGGGAAGUGGCAGAUGUGAGGGAAGUAAAGUGGAUGGCUUGUGCAAACAAAGGGUAUUAUGUUCAUUUAAGCACCAUGGCAGAAGUACGUGAAGAAGUUUUACAUUAUAUUUCAGUGAUGGCAAGACCAUUAGUCUUAAAUAAAACUCAUCAUCCUGUUAUAUGGACACCAGUUUAUGCAGAUAUUACGGACCCCAAAAUGACUGACUGGUUGUGGGAAAUGAAGGAAAAAGAAAAACAAAAACAAAUCUCUCUUCAGUUUAGAAAAAAGACACAAAAUACAUCUGAAGAACAAAAAAGAGCUGAAAAAGCUGAAAAUGCAGAGCGUGAAUAUUUGAUGUACACAAAAUACAACCAAAAUAGUAAUUUGUAUCCUUACAAGAUGAUGACUUCUGUAUCUAUGCCAGUUUAUGACAGGAGAGACAACGCUACAAAAGUUGCCAAUCUUUUGGGUGUUGUUGGAACUGAUGUUCCUAAUUCUGAAAUCCAGCGACUUAUGAUUCAGCAUAUGCUUGGGGUAAAUGCAUAUGCUUUCAUUGUAACAAAUAAUGGAUACAUUCUUAUUCAUCCUGACCUCCGACCAGUUUUUGAUGGCAUCCUGAAGCCUAGCUAUAAUAACAUUGACUUUAUGGAUGUUGAACUGAUACAUUCUAAUGAAACGGUGCCAGAUGAAAGAGAAGAUAUUCCUGCCAAAUGCAGAGAAGAUAACCAAGCUAUAUUAGAGUUGAGGGAAAAAUUGAUUAAUCAAGGAAAUGGAAGUACUUCUCUAUUUGUAAAAUACCAUUAUGAUAGCAUGAGACGAGUUUCCAUAGGCAAACGGCACUAUUACUACACUUUUAUAAAUGGAACACCAUUUGAAUUGGUUGUUGCUCUUCCAGAUCCAUAUGGUUUGAAUAGGGUCGAAGCUAUACUGGAAAUUAAACGUGUUCAUGUGAAAGGGAAGAGAGUAACUGAAUAUUUCGGAGGUCAUAAUUGGAAAAUACACCCUGAAUGGUUUUAUUGUAAAUAUCAUUACGGUGAUGUUUAUAAUUUUAAAACACCUGAGGAAGAAAUUAUACACUUUUUGAAUCGCACUGAAAAACCAGGCUGGAAAUGGCCCCUUCAAAGAAGUAGUCCUCCACCAGAACAUCGACAUUGCCAUUUGUGUAAUUCAAGUAAAGAUGAUACCAUGGAUAAAUAUACUUAUUACUGUGACCGAACACUUCUUUUAUCUCUGGUUUAUGAUGCCAAAGCCACUGAGUGGUUUUCUGGAAACAUAAGCUUAGCUUCUGUUGAAGAAAAAGGACAAGAUAUGAAGCAAAGAUUUGGAUUAGUUUUAGUUUUUAUGGCUACAAGAAGUGGAUUGACACGAUGGCAAGAUAUAUCUUUGAACCCAGAAAAUGAAACAGAAAAUGGAAACCAACACUUUAGUAAUAUUCACAACAAAGCUACUGAUGAAACUUGGUAUAAGCGAGCAGUGGAACAAUAUUAUGUGGAGCCAGACAGUUUUGUCUAUUCUGUUCCCUUUGACGCAGGGGAUAAGAAUGAUACGUUGGUAACUGCAACUCAUGCAGUUUUUCAUUCAGAAGGAUCACGUGAAGCUCCAGCUGCUGUGGUUGGCUUUCAGUUCCAUCAUUCAGCUUUAUUUGCUCUAUUCAAGAACAUUACAUCAUCUUGUGAAGAGAAGUCAUGUGAAAAGACUUGUGAUUCUGAUGCAUAUAUCUGCUAUGUUCUGGACAAUAAUGGAUUUAUCAUAGUAUCUGAAUCCCGAGCAGAUACUGGAAAGUUUUUUGGAGAGGUUAAAGGCUAUAUAAUGGAUAAAUUAGUCAAAGAAGAAGUUUAUAAAAAGAUUGCAAUUUAUGACUAUCAAGCAGUUUGUUUUAGUAGCGAUAAAGCUACCUACCCUGGAUAUGAUGAUGCUAAUGCUGAUAUUCCACCAGCAAAAAAUGAUAGGCCUCUAUCCAAAAUCAUCAUUAACAGAACAAGGCCACAGCCUUGUGAUAUGAAAGUAAAUUUAUAUUUGUUGGAUGUGAAAAGAAUGAAGAAAGUUAUUGAAAAGGAAAAUAAUGAAAAUGGCUGUGAAAGACCAUAUGUCGUGAAAGAUAUUCCGAACAGUAACUUGAUAAUGGUAGUUGUUGAUCAUUUUUGUGAAUCAAAGUACGAAAAUAAAAUAAUAAGAAUAUUGCCUAGUGAGGUGAAAUAUGAUGAAGGACAUUGCUGUAAAAUUGGGCGUAACCUAAGCAGAAGGAAUGUUGCAGAAUGUGCCAACAGGAGUGAAAAGGAGAAUGAUAUAAAACUAUGUGGCCAUUCUGUGAACCUUUCACCGUCAUAUUUAUUGCAAAUAUUUGCUCUAAGUUAUUUUCUUCGGUGGAUCAUGUAGUCUUAAAAUUAGUAAAUAAGAGUAUUGUUAAUGAAUUAGAAACAUUUAUUAUAAUUGAGUGGUAAACAAUUAAUGUUACGUCAAGAACUUGAUUGGUUUUUUUUUUUGUUUUCUUAUCCAAGAAUUCAUUACUAAGUUCUUUCUACAUACUAAUUGUUAUCUAUUAAAAUUUUUAUUGUAGUUAAGUUGUUAUAAUUUGUUUACAAUCUAUCUAAUGACUAAUGUUUACAUUAAUUAUAGACCACUCAUAUAUAAUGAGCUAAUUAUCUGUGAUAUAAAUUUAAAGUAAGUAUUUAAAAAUGCCAAUUUCCAAUGUACUGUCCAUUUGAUGAAAGAAUCUUUAUUAAUAGGAAAACACUUCUGUUAAAUCUAUAUGAACAGGAUGUCCCAAAGCGAUAUUUUCAUAAAUAACUUGAAAUUUAUAAGGAAAAGAUUAUUGAUAAUAUUGUAGCUAUAAUAGCUAGGAGAUAUUUUUUUAAUUACUUUUCUCAUUUUAAUUUUCUUAUAUAAUACUUAUAUAAUAUUAAUUUACAUAUAUAUGUUUCUAAAAGGUCAGUUACCUUUAAAUUUAAUGAAUGGUCUUGAAUUUUUUAGCUAUUUCAACAAAUACGGAGAAACCAUUCAUGACUUGAAAUAAUUACUUUUUCUUAGAGCACUUGAAACUUCAGGGGAAAAAACUCAGACUUUACCUAAUCCCUAUAACUUGAUUAAGAAAAAUUGUUAAUUUAGAUCUUAUUAGCUUAAUUAAGCAUUUACUUGGGAUAUCCUGUAUGUAUAUGUGUGAAUGUGCCAAUGCAUAUAUACUAUUGAAUAAUUCAAGAGAUGAGAAAAAUCUUUUUUGGUUUCAUUUAAAUUGGAUUUAUAGUUGGAAAGAUUUUGGUGCUAUUUCAAUACAUUGUUAAUAUUUAUUUAAUCAGGCUUGAUUUGGUCUUUCUUGUUCUAAAUAAAUUGGACCAUUAAAUAUUUAGCUACCAGUGAAAUAUUAAUUCCUUGUGAGAGAUAUGCUUUUUGUUAUUGCUGCUACUUCUUUAAGUACUAUUAAUUUGUUGGAUAUUAUUGGAAUAUUUACUGAUCUAUUGACCAGAAGGUUUUAUAAAAAUUGUUAUUUCUUUAAUUUAUUAAUGUUGUAACUUGAGAAAAAUCUAAUGAUUAAUGCUAAAUGUAUGUUAAUCAUAAACUGAUUUAAAUAUUUGAACUGUGAUAUGUAAUAUAAUCGAAUAAUUGAUAUUUAUACAAGCAGUGAAUGAUUUGUAUUUAAACAGUUAAUUAUAUAUAUAUAUACACAGGGUGUCCCGUAAAUAGACAGAAAUUUUUAUAGGAGUAAUAGCAGACCUCAUAGCCUCCAAAAAGUCAAUAUAAGCAAUGGGCCAAUUCUCAGCAGGAAAGUAGGAAAUCCAAGUUUAGUGCUUUUUAAAGUAAGUCAUGCUUUUUGAUGAACAGAAAGCGAUAACUGAAGGAAUAUUCAAUUUAAGUAAUUAACAAUUAUUUCAAUGUAAACUAGAGUUUUUCAUUAAUAAAACCAUUUACAGGAUACUUUUGAGCGGAAAUCUUUUGAAUUUAUUAUAUUCAAAUAAAUAUAAUUGCCUAAAUACACUGUUUAUUUAUAAAUAGAAAGAAUAAUGAUUUUUAAAAUUAUUUUUCAAGUAAAGUAGUUAUGAAACUGUGUUUUGCUCCAAGAUCUCUGUCCUAGGAAUUGAUUUAUAAGUAUGUAUAAGUGACAAAUUUAAUGUUUCUAGGCCUAAAAUUUACGUUAAAAAAAAACCCUGCAGAUUGCUUCAAUUAUCUUCAUAAAAACAUAAAUCUUAGGACUAGAAACACGAAAUUUUUCACUUAUAAAUACGGAUCAACUCCUUUGACAGAGAUUUGGGAGAAAAAUGCAUUUUCAUAAACAUUUUACAUGAAACGUAUUCAACAAAUCAUUAUUUAAAAAUAAUAAGAAUUAGAGUGUUACCAAUGGGUAGUUUCUCUACAUGUUGUACAUGUCAUGUUACUUGUUUCACAUUUACUUGUGUAUUUAUCAUUUAAUACAGUUGCAAACUUCAAUAAUAAAAAUAAAUAAAUAAGAAGUGUAUUUAUGAAAUUAUUUAAAAAAAAAACAAGAAAUAAAAGCUUUGCAACAGUUAACUGUAGCCAUAUUUGCUGAAAACAUAACCCCUAUUAGGUGACUGGAUAGAACUUGGCAUCAUUUCUUUACACAACUUGAGGUGAAUCUCAAGAAUUUGCCUAAUAAAGCUCAAUUUAUUUAAUAUGAACUUGAAGCUUAUUAAACGACGAAGUUUUUCAAAAAGUGGGGUAUCUGUAGUAUAGUUGGAUAAUAAUAAAAAAAAAUUACCAAUAAUUUAUGAUUUUUUUAAAAACCGAACACUAAGCUUGGGUUUCCUACUUUUCUGCUGAGAAUAGACCCAUUGCUUAUAUGAACUUUUUUGUAGGUCUUAAGGUCUACUACCACUCCUAUAAAAACUUCCACCUACUUACGGGAUACCCUGUAUACACACACACACACACACA